Messenger RNA from Gamsiella multidivaricata, 1825 nucleotides. Its product is annotated as putative ATP dependent RNA helicase. Gene Ontology annotation, cellular component: intracellular anatomical structure; catalytic step 2 spliceosome. The coding region runs from base 1 to 1800 and encodes 599 amino acids. NCBI's taxonomy places the organism in Eukaryota, Fungi, Mortierellomycota, Mortierellomycetes, Mortierellales, Mortierellaceae. The record is from RefSeq and is a predicted model, not a curated record. Gene Ontology annotation, molecular function: RNA binding. The transcript is spliced from 4 exons.
AUGCACGUUAAACUGGGCAUGGAAGUCGGUUACACGAUUCGUUUCGAGGAUUGCACAGAUCCAGGUGGCAAAACUAGGAUCAAGUACAUGACCGAUGGCAUGCUCUUCAGAGAGGCACUCAUGGAUCCGCUACUUUCCAAGUACAGCGUCAUUAUGCUUGAUGAAGCACAUGAGCGCAGUCUCUACACAGAUAUCUUGAUGGGCGUGUUGAAAAAGAUCUUGAAGAAGCGGCCUGAACUUCGGGUCAUCAUUUCCUCCGCAACAUUGGAUGCAGAAGCCUUUGCCGCCUUCUUUUCCUCGAGCAACAGUGGCCAGUCAGAUAGAUUACAGGAAAACGCUGCGAUUCUAUCAGUCCAAGGACGAAUGUACCCUGUAGAUAUCCAUUAUCUCGCAGAGCCUACAUCGGACUAUAUCGAGGGCGCCAUUCAAACAGUGUUUGACAUCCACACCAAGGAACCUGCUGGAGACAUCCUCGUCUUCAUGACCGGUCGAGAGGAAAUUGAGCAGGUCGUAUCAGAAAUCCGCGAGAGAGCUACAACUCUUCCGCCCAACAAAUAUAAUGAGAUCGUGGCCUUGCCGAUCUACGCAGGAUUGUCCGCAGAGGAGCAGAUGCUUGUUUUUGAGCCAACGGAGAAGAGCAUAAGGAAGGUUGUUGUAGCUACUAAUGUUGCGGAGGCAUCCAUUACUAUUCCGGGCGUUGGCUUUGUGAUCGACUCGGGAUUUGUCAAGAUCCGCGCAUACAACCCAAGGACAGGCAUGGAGGCUUUGACAACAACGACCAUCUCUCAGGCAUCUGCUGAACAGCGGUCAGGACGGGCAGGCCGCAUCCGAAACGGCAAGGCCUAUCGAUUAUACACAGAAGCCAGUUUCUUGAAUGAUAUGUCGCCAGCCUCGGUCCCUGAGAUCCAACGGUCCAAUUUGGCCGGUAUGGUCCUGCAGCUCAAGGCGCUUGGGAUUGAAAACGUGCUCCGGUUUGAUUUCAUGACCAGCCCACCGGCCGAAAUGAUGAGCAAAGCGUUGGAGUUGAUAUACUCAUUGAAAGCGCUGGAUGAUUACGGACGCCUGACGAUUCCUCUGGGUAUGCGAUUGGCAGAGUUCCCGCUGGAUCCAUUACUAGGGAAAAUCCUCCUGGACUCUGGGAAUUUCAACUGCAGCCAGGAGAUACUUACCAUUGCAGCAAUGGUGUCUGUACAGAAUGUCUUCGUGAACCCAACAAGCCCCGGAGCAGAAGAGCAACAUCGCAAGUUUGGAGCACUUGAAGGAGAUCAUGUUACACUCUUGAAUGUAUACAAUGCCUUUGUGAGUCGCGGGAGGAAGUCCGCGAAGUGGUGCGCGAAUCAUCUUAUCAACUUCAAGGCAAUGUCCAGGGCGCUCUCCAUUCGUUCUCACCUUGAGCGAUAUCUCGUCCGAGUAUUGAACUUGUCAGGGUCUGACCAGUUGAGCACCUCCGCUUCAUUGCGGGCAGGCGAAAGACCUGAUCUCAAGGCUGUGACGGUCAUGAUCCGCAAGUGUCUCGUGUCUGGAUAUUUUGCCCAGGCAGCUAAGAUUGCACCGGACGGAACUCACUGGAUCAGCGUGCGUGAGGACAGAGCAGCAGGGUCCUCUGGGAUGUAUAUGCCGACAAAGCUCUGGAUGCACCCUACGUCAAUUCUGUUCAAGCAGGCACCAAAGUGGGUCAUCUUUCACGAGGUCGUGGAGACCAGCCAGGGCAAGGCGUAUAUGCGGGAGGUCACUGCAAUAGAGCCGGAGUGGCUGGAAGAGCUGGCGCCGCACUUUUACAUCAUAAAAAGGAAGUCGUAAGACAAAUAAACGUUAGUUCAAGCCC